This is a messenger RNA of Schizosaccharomyces japonicus yFS275, 1803 nucleotides long. Its product is annotated as anthranilate synthase component I. The record is from RefSeq and is a predicted model, not a curated record. Gene Ontology annotation, molecular function: anthranilate synthase activity. NCBI's taxonomy places the organism in Eukaryota, Fungi, Ascomycota, Schizosaccharomycetes, Schizosaccharomycetales, Schizosaccharomycetaceae. Gene Ontology annotation, biological process: L-tryptophan biosynthetic process. Bases 96 to 1565 code for a protein of 489 amino acids. The transcript is spliced from 3 exons.
UACCCUCUCCCACACGCCCAUUGUCCUUUUUGGCCCUGUUUUGUGCAAUUGACACUUGCAUUUUUUCCCUACAUUGUUAGAGGUUUCCUUUCAAUAUGAAGAUUUUUCCGAGCUUGGAAGAGGUGAAGAAGCUCGCUGAUGAGCACGAGCCUACUCGUAUUCCUGUUUACGCAGAGAUGUCUGCCGACUUGAUUACGCCAACAAUGGCGUACUUGAAGUUGGCAGAGGGAAAACGCUUUGCUUAUAUUUUGGAAAGUGUCACUCAAGGUGAGAGCAUUUCUCGUUACAGUUUUGUUGGUCACAGUCCUUACCGUAUUGUGGUUGCUGACGGUGUUACGGACCCCUUGAAACGCUUGGAACGCGAGUUGAAAGAAGUGAAGACUAUUAGCAUUGACGGACUUCCUGCUUUCUGCGGUGGUGCUGUUGGUUACGUUUCCUACGACUGCAUCAAGUAUUUUGAACCUACCACCGUUGCCAACGUUGACUUGAAGGAUGAUUUGGGAUUGCCGGAGGCCAUGUUCUUCAUGACGGACGAUUUGGUCGCUUUUGACCACGCAUACCAAAAGAUUAAGAUCAUUUCUCAUGUGUGUUUGGGAAUGGGUCGUCCUGUUGAGGAAGCCUACGAGGCUGCCAGUUUCAAGAUUAAAAUGGCCUUGGACAAGUUGGCUGAUCCGAAGAUUCCUGAACCUGUUCAAAAAGAGGUGCACCUUGGCUACAAGGGCGAGUCAAAUGUCGGUGAGGAGGGUUACAAGGGAUUCGUUUCUACGUUAAAGAAACACAUCCGUCAAGGUGACAUUUUCCAGGCCGUGCCCAGUCAACGUAUUUCCCGCAAAACUGACUUGCAUCCCUUUAACCUUUACCGUCAUCUCCGCAGCGUGAACCCCUCUCCUUACAUGUUUUUCAUUCACUGUGAUGAUUUUGAUAUCAUCGGUGCUUCUCCUGAGCUGCUUGUUAAGUCUGAGGAUGGUAAAAUGAUUAACCACCCCAUCGCCGGUACCGUUCCUCGUGGUAAAACAAAGGAGGAGGAUGAGAAGCUUGCCAACGAAUUGUUGGCAAGUGUAAAGGACCGUGCUGAACACAUUAUGCUUGUUGAUCUUGCUCGUAACGACAUUAGUCGGGUAUGCGACCUUGACACAACGAACGUGGACAAGUUGAUGACCAUUGAGAAGUUCUCUCAUGUGCAACAUUUGGUGUCCCAAGUGUCAGGUAAGCUUCGUCCCGACAAAACACGCUUCGAUGCUUUCCGUAGCAUCUUCCCCGCUGGAACUGUCAGUGGAUCCCCCAAGGUUCGUGCCAUGCAACUGAUUUACGGUUUGGAAGGUAUGAAGCGUCACAUCUAUGCAGGUGCUGUCGGCUGUUGGGGAUACAAGGAAGAUGUCAUGGAUACCUGCAUUGCUAUUCGUACUAUGGUCUACAAGAAUGGCACACUGUACUUGCAAGCUGGUGGUGGUAUUGUAUACGACUCGGACGAGCAAGCUGAGUAUAUUGAAACUAUCAACAAGCUUAAGUCCAACGUUACGGCAAUUGAAGAGGCCGAACAAUACUACGCAGAUCGCCAGAAUUGAGUAAGUUUUACAUAUUCCCUCUCAUUCCAUUACGAAUGACUGGCACAUAGGAUGGUCAUUGUUUAGGAAUAGAGGUUUUACUGUAGAUAACUUGAAAUUCUCGAUUUUUAAGGGGAACGCUUUCAUUUAAAGAAUACGAUGAGAAUUAUUUUUUGGCUUCUUCCUGGUUUUUUUUUUCUCUAAGUAAAAAAAGAAAAGAUUUAUUCCUUUUGAGCGUUUUGAAAAGGGGGGCGUAUAC